GUUUCCUUGGUGAUCGGCUCACAUACUGCGCAGGCGCCGAAAGCUAGUUGUGGGCGUGGAAUCUGCUUUUUCUGGCGCAAGUCCCGGAUACAGCUAAUUUCCCGCUCCGCCCUCCUUUCUCUGACUACGGGCUCUGCGGGGUGCCUGGCUACCUGUGCUAGUGUGGGCUCGCCGGCCAGCCGGGAUUGCCGUGUUCGCGAUAUGGCUAGAGGGCAUCAGAAGAUCCAGUCACAACAGAAAAAUUUAAAGAAACAAGCAGAACAGAAAAAGAAACAAGGACAUGAUCAAAAGGCCGCAGCCAAAGCUGCCCUAGUAUUUACCUGUUCCGUCUGUAGGACUCAAAUGCCAGAUCCCAAAACCUUCAAGCAGCACUUUGAAAGUAAACACCCAAAGAGCCCACUUCCUCCAGAACUGGUUGGUGUGGAGGCAUAGAUUUAAAGGAUUUCUUCACUAUAUCGACUGUUAACCAGACCAUGGUUUAUCCAAAAAGGGGCUCCAGAAUCAUAUUUUUAUGCAGUUCCCUUUGAUGGGAUUGUUCAGACCUCUGUAAAUGUACAGUUAUUUACUAAUUUGUAAAUCUCAACUUGGGCAAUUAUCACAAAUUUUUACAGUUGUAAUUAUUGCUUUAAUGUCCAUAAUGUGUAUAAUUUGUUCAAUAAAAGUAGUAACUUGAUUUUAAAA
This is a messenger RNA of Xenopus tropicalis (tropical clawed frog), 681 nucleotides long. It is a transcript of the gene znf706, whose product is annotated as zinc finger protein 706. NCBI's taxonomy places the organism in Eukaryota, Metazoa, Chordata, Amphibia, Anura, Pipidae. Gene Ontology annotation, biological process: regulation of DNA-templated transcription. Gene Ontology annotation, cellular component: cytoplasm; nucleus. The record is from RefSeq and is marked provisional.